Messenger RNA from Vanessa atalanta (red admiral), 2246 nucleotides. RefSeq lists its product as uncharacterized. Gene Ontology annotation, molecular function: calcium ion binding. NCBI's taxonomy places the organism in Eukaryota, Metazoa, Arthropoda, Insecta, Lepidoptera, Nymphalidae. The coding region runs from base 91 to 2193 and encodes 700 amino acids. The transcript has 14 exons. The record is from RefSeq and is a predicted model, not a curated record.
UCUGUUUAAAAAGUGCAUUUAUAAAACAUAACAUUCAUACAGCGAAGAUUAUUGCAACGUUGCUUUAAUAACGUUUAAAUAAACAUCAAGAUGCACGACACGAUAAUACGGCUGGCAGAUGUGUGGAAGACAUGCAACAAAAUCCGCGCGGCCGUGUUCCGCGUGGGCCUCGACCUAUGGCAGUGGUACCGCCCUCUCGACCCUGAAGGAAAUACCCUCAUAUCUGAGUCCAAGUUCGUGUCGGUGUUGGCGGGCCCGCUGCGGUCGGUAGUAGGUCUGUCCGACGCAGAGAUUGCCCAACUAGCCGAUUACUUCCGCGCUCAGGACGGCCGCAUCCUAUAUGACCAACUCUGCCAGGUCAUACACGGGGAAGAUCUAGGACGGGAGAAAACGUCUUCAGACUGUCUGCUGGACGCAUGUCCGCCUCCCCCUGAGCCCGAGUGCCACAAACUUGAUCAAUGGCAGAUGCGUCGCCUGUGCUGCUUGCUAGCCACCAUCGCGCAGCGCGAGAUUCCGCUUAGGCCGUACUUCCAGGACUACGAACUGGUAGCUAAGAACGAUGGGCGAAUAACUUUUGCACAUUUUGCACGUAUCUUGGACUUCAUCGGCAUAAUCGUUUCGCCGGAGGACUUCAACCUACUUGUGAGACGCUUCAUCAGGGACUCGUAUACUAUCGACUACGUAGAGUUCCUGAAGGCUCUGGAAGCUGUAAAAAAAGAAGGAAUUCGAGGUCUCGGGCCGGCAUUUAACCACCCAAAAGCCGUUAUCGACACUACCUUACCGAAGAUCUCACGACCAGAAAUCGAAGCUGGAUUAUCUCCAUCUGCACUGGGUAGUUCCGAAGUAUUCCACCCAGCUCUUGAACCACCGAAACCUUCUCGGCAACUUCUCGAAGUAAUGAUGACGGUCCAACAGUUUGUAUUGCAACGUCGGAUCAGAGUCUCUGAAUUUUUUAGGGAUUACGACCCGCUGCACAGCGGCCGCGUGUCCCCGCAGCAGUUCCGCCGCGCGCUGGACGCCAUGGGGCUGGCGGCUGUCGUUUCGGAUCGCGAGGCGCGCCUCAUCACGUGCUACUACACGCACGGUGGCCUUGUCUGCUGGCGUACUUUCGAGGACGACUGCGACCAAGUGUUCACGAUAAAAGAGUUAGAGAAGCACCCCACCGUAUCGGUAUCGGACACGCCGGCGGAGACGCGUACGGCGGUGGCGGUGCGGGACGUGGACGCGCCGGAGUUGGCACAGGCGGGGCUGCUGCGGCUACGGGCCGCAUGUAAAGAACGCUCCAUUGACUUGAGACCUAUGUUCGGAGAACACGACGAGCACAACAACGGCCACGUAUCUCGCGCGCAACUCCGUCGCGUGCUGGCGCGAGCAACCGUUCUCACGGCGCCGGAACAACUCAGCGCGUUAGAACAGCGCUACCUGGACGACUGUGGAUUCAACUACUUUUCACUGCUUGACGAGUUGGAAGAGAAACCAGUGGAGAGCUCGACGGUGGCGCGCGCGAUGCCGGUUCGGACGGAAAUGGCGCGCGGGCCUGAUCCGCGGCACACGGACAUCGUGCAAAUCCUCGCUAAGAUAAAGGGAAAGGUGUCACGGGAAGGCGUGCGUCCGCGCGAGUUCCUGCAGCAGUUCGACUUGAGACGCGAGCGCGUGAUCCCGCGCGCGGACUUCUACCGCGGGCUCGCUAGUGCCGGACUCGCCCUCGCGCCGGCCGAGGUGGAGACGCUCAUGGACGUGUUCAGCGCACCAGGCCGAUGCCGCUUUGUAGAGUACGAGCGGUUCUGUGAGACGGUAGGCGAGGCGCUGGCGCAGAGCGGGCUGGAGCGCGCGCCGCUGUUGCAGCCCACGCCACACGCGCCGCCCGAAGCAACGCUUUGCCAUCUCGACUACGAGGAGCGCGCUCUCGUCGCCGGCGCGCUCGCCAAGCUUGCCAAGUUUCCCGAUCAGCUUUCUAAUAUACUUGAGGUUUUCAAGGAUGCGGACCCGCAGCGUUGCGGCUCGCUGCCGCGCUCGGCGCUCGAGCGAGCGCUGUCGCGGCGCGGGCUGCUGGAGCGCGUGUCGGCGCGGGAGCGGGAAGUCGUCUACAAGUGCUUCGGCUACCGGCGCGGGUGUAGGGACGAGGUUAACUACAGAGCCCUGUGCAACGCUCUAGACGUCCUCCACGCCACGUCCAGUGCACAGCCAUGCUGAACUGCUGUUGAAUACUAAAUAAUUUAGACGUCAAAAUUAUUCCCGAGCUGUAU